AUGGUUGCGUUCCAGGAUCUGGUCUGGUUCGUUAGCCAGCAGCUGGACAACGAGCAGAGGGACGACAUGGAACAAUUCAUUCGCCUGAAUCACGAUGCGUUUGCCUUAUCCCAAGUCGUUGUUGUCAACAACUCGGAUAUGCGAAUGACCCACUCGGCGGUCAGGCGCAACCAGAUGACCGUGAUCUUCACCACGGGCCUGCACGAUCCUAUCAUGGAGGUGGCCAACAAGGUGCUGCUGGGUAAGCACUUCUACCUCGCCGUCUUCAUGAUGAUGGGGAAGGUGGCGAACAUGGAGGCCAUCUACGAGAUCUGCCAGUUCCUCAAUGACAAUCAAUUUGAGAAUUCGCUAUUGUACUUCGAGUCGAUUGACGGCAUCAAUCAGAUAUACGGCGCAAGUCAAUAUCCAUCGUACGAGAUCGAGAAUCGCACCGACCUGCCGAAGUUCAUGCGGGCCAAGAUGAGCCAGGUGACGAAUGCCGUUCAUGACGUGGGCGGCUAUCGCUUUGCCACGCCCAUGCGCCAAGAUGCGCCGCAUCUGUUCCGAGUGGGCGACCGCUACGAGGGCAGCACCUAUCGCAUCAUCAGCACCUUUGUGGAGCACCUCAACGGGAGUUUCAAGGAGCUGGAACUGCCGCCAGACGCGCUCGGAGGUCGCGCAGUCAACAUGAAGCAAACGCUGCAGCUGGUGAGGGAUCGCCAGGUGCAGUUCGUUGCCCAUGCCUACGCCUUGUUCAUGCCGGACGACGACCUGGAGAAGAGCUAUCCCCUGCUGGUGGUGCCCUGGUGCUUGAUGGUGCCGCUCUACAACAGCGUCUCCACCUACUUCUAUGCGCUGCAGCCCUUCGACACGACCGUUUGGUUCUUUGUGCUGGCCGCCUUUGUGCUGCUCAGUUGGCUGGAGUUGCUGUGGCUGCGACUGGGGCACAGGAGGGGCCGUGGCUCAGCGGGAGUGACCACAGCGCUGCUGAACUCCUUCUGCUACAUCAUCAACAUAUCCACGGGCAGGCAGCUGCUGCAGCCCUCGCUGCUGCGCUUCCUGCUGCUGCUGGCCGUCUUCUUUCACGGCUUCUUCUUGUCGGCCAACUACACCUCUACCCUGGGCAGCAUUUUGACCGUGAACCUGUUCCAUGCUCAGCUCAAUACCAUGGACGAUCUGCUGCGCGCUCAGCUGCCUGUGAUGAUCAUCGACUACGAGAUGGAGUUUCUGCUCCAGCUGCACAAGGAGCUGCCGGCCGGCUUCAUCAAGCUGCUGCGCCCCGUGGACAGCGGAGUCUUUGCCCAGCACCAAAUGCAGUUCAACAGCUCGUUCGCCUAUUUCGUCACCGAGGACAGCUGGCAGUUCCUGGACGAGCAGCAGCGGCAUCUGAAGCAGCGCCAGUUCAAGUUCAGCGACAUCUGCUUCGGCUCCUUCCACUUGGCCUAUCCCAUGCAGCGCGACUGCUCGCUCUGGCGCGACCUCGAGUACUACACGUUCCGUGUUCACUCCUCCGGCCUGCUCAACUACUACGCCCGGCUCAGCUUCGAGUCGGCGCUGCAUGCGGGCAUCGUGCAGCGCCUGGAGGAGCACAACGAAUACGCAUCAGCGGGCCUGCAGCAUUUGGCCAUAGCAUUCAUUAUGCUGAUGACCAUGUCGGCUCUGGCCUUCAUCGUUUUCAUCAUCGAACUGCUAACGAGAUUCAAGUUUUAA
Molecule: messenger RNA, 1689 nt
Organism: Drosophila mojavensis
Lineage: Eukaryota; Metazoa; Arthropoda; Insecta; Diptera; Drosophilidae
Gene: Ir56c
Exons: 1
Coding region: 1-1689 (562 amino acids)
Source: RefSeq, a predicted model, not a curated record